Molecule: messenger RNA, 528 nt
Organism: Macrosiphum euphorbiae (potato aphid)
Lineage: Eukaryota; Metazoa; Arthropoda; Insecta; Hemiptera; Aphididae
Source: the annotation of a GenBank genome assembly
AUGUACGUGCAUUGUUAUGCUCAUAUAUUGAACUUGUGUCUAAUUGAUUUAGCUAAACAGUUAUCUUAUGUCAGAAAUACUUUUGGAUCUUUACAGUCUUUACAUAAUUUUAUUAGAGCUUCAUCAAAACGCAAUGCUAUUUUUGAAACCAUACAGUCAGAAACUGCUUGUACAAGUAAAUCAGUGAGUCUCAAAAGUCUUUGUGAAACAAGAUGGAAUUGUCGCAUGGAUGCUUUAAAAUCUGUAUUUACAAAUUUUAGUACAAUAAUUAAUACUCUAGAACAUAUUUCUGAUAAUGACAUUAACUCCGGAUCUGAAGCUAAAUCAUUACUAAAUAAUAUACAAAACUUUGAAUUUGUACUCUGUUUGAUUGUUUUAAAGGAUAUUUUGGAAUAUACAAAUAUUUUAUCAAAAUAUUUACAGUCUGUGAAUAUUAAUUAUGCUACUGUAAUUGACAUGUCUAAUAGUACUAUAAAUAUAAUAAAACAGAUGAGAUCAGAAAUUGAAUUUAAUAAUAAAUGGAGAUGA